GUGUGUUUGUAAGGUUUUGAAGUGUGCGAAACGUGUGUAUUUGGAAAUCUGGACACGGUGCCAAACAAAACCGUUCGCCCAUGAAUGGGCCCUUGAGGCUCUUUCGAUAGAGUGGAAAUCCAGAGAUUAGAACCACUUUGCACACCCAAAAAAGCCAGGUACGCACAUACGAUAUCCAAUCUUCAAUUUCAACUCUCUUGGAUUUCCAACUCUGUUCCCUAAAAUUUAGGGUUCCUACACCUCGGUCACGUCGUUAUUUCACCUGGUAUGAACUCAAAUAAAUUUUGAUCGAGGCCCCAAUUGGGUUCACAGUUGAUUGAAUACAAUGUAGGAAACACUUUAGGUUUUUGUUUGCAAGUGAAUUCAUAUCGGUUUGACUGUUGAUACUUGAUACUGCACCUUGUAGUCAUGACACGAGCUAUUGCGGUAAUCUACGUUUUCCUCGAUUCGGUUACGGUUGGCUGUGGGCAUUGGUGUCUGUUGAUCUUAUAGAUGUGUGCUCUGGAAGUUAUCUGCUACUACAAUUUGUGACGUUAUUUGUUUCUUUUAUAGUUAAUGUUCUAAGGGAAAAAGCAGGAAGAUAGACGAAUGACAGAAUAUGUUGCUGUCCUGCCAUUUAUGAAGUUUCCCGUUUAUGGAAAUUCUGUUACGGAGCUAAGUUUUAUGCCAAAUGGGUUAUGUGCUCAAACUCGCAGUAGGAGGUCUUAUGCUGCCUGUGGUAGAGCUACACAACACAAGGCUGGUGGAAUCUGCUUCACAAACCUAAAAGUAAAUCACAAGCAGAAGCCGAAAAUCAUGGAAUGCUAUUGUUUAGGAACUUUAAUAAGUACAAAUGGCGAUCCUUCUGUGUGGAUUCCUGUAAUUGAUCAAGUGCUCCUCAUGUCAAGUAUUUUUCUUACACAUUUGGCUGGAGUUAUACCUGCUGAUGGGCCGUUUUCAACUUCUAGAAGAAACACAUCUAGUGAUAAUGUGGCUCCUGAUGGGACUCCCAUUUCUGGUAGUGGUGUAAAGAAUGAUAAGGGCAAGGAGGUUAGCUUAGAGUUGUCAUGGGACACUGUGGAAAACAAACUUAUCAAUUCCAUAACUGCAAUUGAAUAUGGGACCAAACUUGAAACUGAAACUAUGGAAUCAGGACAAACUGCCAACAAAUCCUCAAGUUUGUCUGCCAUUGCAGAGGGUCCCAGGUUCCGGUUGAUGUUGGCUUCCUUUCAUUGGCUUAAAAACGAGGUGGACAAUAUGUAUAGAAACACUUCUACAUCAGACAUGAAAAACCUGCAGAAGGUUUUCUCUGAAAUCCUACAGAGAUCUUCAUUGUCUAUAUGCACGAAUUGGCUGAAAGAAGAGCUUUUAGUAAGAAACAAGAGAUCCAUGAAGGAACUCCCCCUUCGAUUAUUUGAAAAGUUAAAAGGAGAUGACUCUGUUGUACAAAUGGUUAAAAAAUCAGGCAAGGAGGAUCUUUAUACUGAACUACUUUACAUACUUAGAUUUGAUUCUGUCAGCCAGGAUUCCCGUUACAGUGACAAAUUUUUUGAUUGUUGGGGGGUUUCUGUGUUGGAAGAUUUGGUGAUCACAUUAUCUGAUGGAAUCGCGAGCAUCUAUUUAGAAUUAAUUUCUGUAGACAGUGACAUGUCAAAUGACAUAAAUGACCUUGGUUUGAAUCUGUGCACCUUAUCGACCCGAGCACUUCAAAGACUACGUAACGAGGUGUCACUGAACCAGUGGUUUGUUCAAAACAUGGAGACGGUUGUAUCCAUGUAUGAGGAUCGGUUUGACCUUCGUGUCCUUGAAAGUCAACGCGUUCUUGAAUCCUCCAAGGGCAAUUCUGGAAAGUUUGAUUGGUUGAAGAAGAUUGGUGUAAAGAAAUCAACACCAUUACCAUUGGCGUCUCCUUUAUUAUGCUAUGCUGUAAUCAGCUGUGUUCGUGUACCUGUGAAGCGCACCAAAGAAUUACGGGGCCUCGUUGGCUGGAGGUACUAUUUCAGCCUAUACCUUGAGCUGAGUGAUAUUGGAAUGCCUUUUGUAAGGACAGUUGCUGCAAAAAUUAGCGAUGCAGUGUCUUUCUUUUUGGUUUGUUUGAUUGGGAGAUCUUUGGGUCUCAUUUACACUGGGAUAAGACAGUCGCUGAGGUGGAAAUAAAGAUGUAUAUCCCUCCCUAUACUCGGUGUUUAUGUUUAUUCUUUUGGCAGUGUAAUGAUUUAGAUGGACAAUCAAUGUAUUCAUGCAUAUUAGAAUACAGUAUAAUAACAAUUUAUUUCAUGCAAAAUUCAAGGAAAAUGUGUUUGGACUA
Messenger RNA from Lactuca sativa (garden lettuce), 2287 nucleotides. Its product is annotated as phosphoglycolate phosphatase. The record is from RefSeq and is a predicted model, not a curated record. NCBI's taxonomy places the organism in Eukaryota, Viridiplantae, Streptophyta, Magnoliopsida, Asterales, Asteraceae.